ACCCGGCGCAUUUUGUUCAGAAGAAAAAGAAUAGAAAAAAUGCUUCUCCUCGUCCCAUCCACCCUCCCACGGGCACCCUACGGAGCAGCCGCGUCCACAUCGUCGCCGACGCCGUUAUCCAUUCACCCGCGGCCAAGGCGGCAUCCUCUCGCCGUCGCGCGCUGCUCCGCUCGCCGGACUCCGCCGCCCACCGCCGCAGCCACCGGCGGGGAGGCCGCGGCUGCUGCUGCUGCUUCGUGGGCCGGCAAGCUAGCGGGCGCCGUGCCAUGGAAGGCCGCCGUCUCCGGCGCGCUCGCGCUCACCUUAUCCUUCUCCUGCUUUGUUGGUUUGGUCAAUGCCAAGGCUGGGGUCAACAAGCCUGAGUUGCUCCCCAAGGAGUUCACCACCGUCAUUGACGUCGCCGGUUUUCUCUCUUCAGGCCAGGAAAAUCGUUUACGUCAAGAGAUUGAAGACCUAGAGAAGGACACUGGAUAUAAGUUGAGAGUUCUCGCACAAAAUUAUCCAGAUACACCAGGAUUGGCUAUCAAGGAUUUUUGGCAAGUUGAUGACAGAACUAUUGUCUUUGUUGCAGAUCCUACCUUCGGUAACAUUAUAAAUUUCAACAUUGGUUCGUUGAUUGAUCUAGACAUUCCUCAGAGCUUCUGGAGUCGUGUUGCAGGGAAGUAUGGGAACAUGUUCUAUUGGAAAGAAAAGGGAGAGGAUGCGUCAAUUGAAGGCGCUGUGAUGGCAAUAUCGCGCUGCCUGAGAGAGCCCACAGGGGCAAGUAAUUGUUCCGAGGUGUUUUAGAGGUGGAAGUUCAUCGCGGAAGGACUGAGACAUGAGGAACAUAAGACCAGCGAAUACUAUAUGUACAUAAUCGAAAUGCCAGUUACAUUAACUGAACAUAUUUUCGCCUUAAUUUUUUAAAGUCAAAGGACAUUCUUUUA
This is a messenger RNA of Aegilops tauschii subsp. strangulata, 926 nucleotides long. RefSeq names its product thylakoid lumenal 15.0 kDa protein 2, chloroplastic. The record is from RefSeq and is a predicted model, not a curated record. Lineage: Eukaryota; Viridiplantae; Streptophyta; Magnoliopsida; Poales; Poaceae.